AUGUGGCCCAUUGGAUUGAUGUAUUAUUUUCUUUCUCGUGAAAUUGAAAUAGUUUUCAAAAAACUAAAGAAAGUUUAAAGUAUCACAAAUACCUCGAUUUCAAUUUAGUAAACAUUGUCGUUGAAUAAGUUCUAAUUUCUAAAUAAGUUGUAGGAAUUUCAUUGCUUCAGUAACAUAUUAAAGUGGAUCUAAAUUCACAAUAUAAUUCGAUGUACAGAUACGAGGCCAAGUGGUACAAUGGUUCGCCCAAAUUUCAAAUGUUAUACGUGCUGGUACUGCGAAAAUGUUUAGAUCCGUCCGCACUAACAUGUGGAGGAUUGGUCUCUUUGAAUUUAUACAGCUAUGUACAGAUUGAUUUACCAGUUCUGCAUAAUACCUGA
This is a messenger RNA of Heterotrigona itama, 380 nucleotides long. NCBI's taxonomy places the organism in Eukaryota, Metazoa, Arthropoda, Insecta, Hymenoptera, Apidae. The record is from the annotation of a GenBank genome assembly.